This is a messenger RNA of Austrofundulus limnaeus, 670 nucleotides long. It is a transcript of the gene ved, whose product is annotated as ventrally expressed dharma/bozozok antagonist. Gene Ontology annotation, cellular component: nucleus. NCBI's taxonomy places the organism in Eukaryota, Metazoa, Chordata, Actinopteri, Cyprinodontiformes, Rivulidae. Gene Ontology annotation, molecular function: RNA polymerase II cis-regulatory region sequence-specific DNA binding; DNA-binding transcription factor activity, RNA polymerase II-specific. The record is from RefSeq and is a predicted model, not a curated record. Gene Ontology annotation, biological process: regulation of transcription by RNA polymerase II.
UUGAUCUUCAGCUUUAGAUGAGCUGGGAGGUCUGCUAUAAAUACAGACAGAACCUCCUGACCACAUGCAGACUCCUGAGCAGAACCUACCUGUGGAUCAGCGCUGACCUCCUCACUGAAACCUCCUUGACUCUGACAGCAGCCAUGAGGCCACGUUUCUCCAUCGAGUGGAUGGCCCAGAGCAGCCAGCCUGUAGAACCUGAGACCUCUACAGCCUCUGGACCUGUGGCAUGGGGGACAUAUUCAGAGUCCACAGAACCUGGGACAUGUUUGACUAACGGACCUGCAGCCUGGGGGACACGGUCAGAGACUCUGCCUGGUUUUUACUGCACACAAAAGUCAGAAGACCUCGACACAUUCAGGUCCAACAAUCUGCCCCAAACAUCCGCCUGCGUUCAAGUGACACAGAGCGGUUUCAGCAGCGGGACCGAAGAGGAGACCUCCGGGUACGAGAGCGAGGGGGGGCAGGUUCUGUCACCCACCACCUCGUCUCCGUCGCCCCCGGCGGGCAGGAGGCCUCGGACCGCUUUCACAGCCGAGCAGAUCCAGAACCUGGAGAGGGCCUUCAAGAAAAACGCUUACCUGGGAACCCAGGACAAGAUGGAGCUCUGCAAGAAGCUCAACCUGUCUGAUAAACAGAUCAGAAACUGGUUCCAGAACCGGAGGAUGAA